AUUAUAUGUACAUACGUCCAGCUACAUGUACCUACCUACCAUACCUACUAGUUACUGUGCAUAUGUAUAUACAUCUUGAUACAUAAUACAUGCGGUACUCUGAACUGAUAAGUUACUCUAAUACUAAUACCAAUACUAUCUAGGUAUCCUGUAUCCUGUAUCCUAGGUAUCCUCCUUACCACCAGACCCCCGUUCCCGCUUGUCAAUACCUCCCAUUCUACGUCUUCACUUGAACUCCACUCUCACAAACUCCUCUUUCUUCUGCCUUAUUUUCCAUUCAUUCUACGAGAAUCGAUCCAUUUUAUGAUCUUAAUGUGUUUUAUCUAAGGCCCGCUCAUGCCAACCCCAAACGACCCCUCUACCUUUACCUCUACCGCUUCUGCCACUUCUUCUACCUCUCUUGCCCUAAUAUCUUUUUUGCCUCUUCCGUCUCGCUUGCCUCUCUUGCAUUUACAUCUCUAGUCCGCCUAGUCCGCCGUAUACAUCUACCUAAGCUUCUCCUGUCUCAAUGGUACCUGUAGUUUGAUGGCUGCAAUCCCUCAAACCUCUAAAACAACAUCGCUACCUCCUCACGACCACGAGCCUCAAACAAAAGCAAAUACAGCUACGAAUACAAAUACAAAUACAACUACUCACCCAGCCGUGCCUACUAAAGCAGAGAACCCUUCUUCCUCUGCUGCUCAUAGAAAAUUUACACAUCCAGGACAUCCCAUCGGAUUUGCAACUGAUAAUCCGACUGCUUCUUCAGCCUCUAGCAAAUUCCGCCAACACCAGACAAGCGCCUCGGUAGGCUCUGUUUCCCUCGGUGCUAGAAAUCCUAAAUCAGGAGGCCUGUUUGCUUUUGCCGCUGCCGCAAUUGACAAGACCCUUGCCAAUAUAUCAGAGCCUAGUGUUCGCAGCCGCCCGUCCAUCUCUGGACUUAGUCGCUUGUCAGUUGUGCUAGACUCGCCUACAAACAGCGAAAUCUCGAGCUCCGACAGAUCUUUGAAACUUAGCAACGUUUCGACUAACUCGUCCACGCCCUCGUCACCGUUUCUUCGGAGUCCUGCUUUAGACUCUAAGAGGUCAUCGAGUCAGCUAUCCUCGAAGGAUCCCAUCUCGAGGCCCUAUUCCGAGACAGACCCAAACCGACCACCUCCCAUUCUGCUGUCGACUUCUUUAAACAAGAUGCAUCAAACUUCGUCGAGGUUGCUCCGCAUGACGGAUGAUGACCGCCCAUUCACCAGAGACUUCAAAGAUCUUUUCUCUACCCUAAUCGUCAGCUUGCUUCCGCUAUCUGCUCACCGAGUGCGGUUAACACGAAUCGAACACACAUUUUUGUCUGAAGAUGCGAUCAACAAUCUAGGCUCGCUCAAGUUUUCGCAGUCAAAUCGUAUGCCCGACCCGAAGGACCCGUCGCGCAUCGUAACGACUACUACGACAACGACCUUCUCCAUGGCGAAGGAUAUGGCUAGAUCCAUAUGUCAAAGGUUUCUCGACGCUAGGUUCAUCGAAUCAGCUGAUGGCAAAUUACAACAGGUAUAUACUAUGAAGGGCUCCGUGUGGCAAUUAACGCCAAAGGGAGUUUGCGUCCUGGAUCGAUUUUGCUCGAGAAAUGGCAUUCAACAAAGGCAGAUCAGUGAUCUGAUACAACUUGGAAUGAGCUACUUGUGCAUUCUGGAAAGAGACAACCAAACCGAUAAGUUGGUGAUGGAUAGGGGAACAAUGGAAGUCAUUUUUAGGAGAAUGAUUGGUUCAAAUGGUCUAAACAUCAAAUCAAGCGUCAGUGCGGCCGAUUCGGACACGUUGAGCGAUUACCGGGAUGGCCUUACUGGUGUGAAGAUGGCUGGAGAACGCAAGAUCAACGGAAGAACUUACAAGGACACAUUCACUGGCAAAUCAUGUUCCGACUGGUUGAUGGACUGCUGUACCACAGUGGAUCGUCGGGAAACGUAUGAGAUGAGCACACUUUUCGUGCAAUAUGAACUCAUGGAGGCAGUUCAGCAGGACCGAGUUUACAUCGCCACGUCACCCACAUCCGUCUCAUUCCAGCCCACGAAAAAUGCUAUUUACCAACUGACUGCCAAAGGAAAAGACAUAAUCAGUGGUGGAGGAGGAAGAGGGCGUACGUCUGAGAGCGAAGGAGUAGUGGCAUCACGCCCAGGGAUUGCCAGGGACUCUAACACGCAACGUCUUGAUAAGAUCUUGAAUGAUGCUGCUUUACGACUACUAUUUCGGGAGAACUUGCGGGAAACUCACUGCGAAGAGAAUCUAUCAUUUUACCUAGACGUGGAUGACUUCGUACGGGGCUGCCGCCAUGCGAUUAAGACGGCUCAGAAGAGCCCUACCGCAACUUCGAUGGACGGGAUUAAGGAGAUCAUGGCACAAGCAUACGGCAUUUAUAAUGCGUUUUUAGCACCGGGCUCACCUUGCGAACUCAACAUUGACCAUCAACUGCGAAACAAUCUUGCUACUCGCAUGACGAAGGCAGUUGGUCAGGAUGUUGCCAUGAUCGAUACUCUACACGAGGUCACGGCUCUCUUCGAAGAUGCUCAAAACGCAGUUUUCAAACUGAUGGCUAGUGACUCUGUUCCAAAAUUCUUGCGCAACACCAAAUAUGAACAUACGCUGAAAAACUACGAUUUUGAUGCGAUUGUUGUCGGAGGCCGCGCUCCCGAUCGAAGCCAAAAUCGAAACAACGUCAAGUGAGAAAGAGAACGAUGACGACUCGAGAAACUCUCAACUCUUGUUGUUUUUUUUUUUUUUUGAUAAGAUGUCGACGGGCAUCUGCUUGAACUC
Molecule: messenger RNA, 2778 nt
Organism: Hypoxylon fragiforme
Lineage: Eukaryota; Fungi; Ascomycota; Sordariomycetes; Xylariales; Hypoxylaceae
Product: RGS-domain-containing protein
Exons: 3
Coding region: 526-2688 (720 amino acids)
Biological process (GO): intracellular signal transduction
Source: RefSeq, a predicted model, not a curated record